Messenger RNA from Salvelinus fontinalis (brook trout), 1280 nucleotides. It is a transcript of the gene anapc10, whose product is annotated as anaphase promoting complex subunit 10. The transcript is spliced from 6 exons. Gene Ontology annotation, cellular component: anaphase-promoting complex. Lineage: Eukaryota; Metazoa; Chordata; Actinopteri; Salmoniformes; Salmonidae. Bases 162 to 719 code for a protein of 185 amino acids. The record is from RefSeq and is a predicted model, not a curated record. Gene Ontology annotation, biological process: protein K11-linked ubiquitination; anaphase-promoting complex-dependent catabolic process.
CUCCACUUCCCGUGUCGUCAUCAACAUGCGACCAAACCUAGAGCGAGAAGUGGGAGAUUCGAAGUAGCAAAACAAGCAACAGUAAUUUAAUAUUUCAUUAAACAAAUGCCAUCUACGAUUAGUUAAAAACGAAAAGUAAAACCACGACAUUAGGAGUAAGCAUGGCAACCCCCAGUAAGACCCCGCCGGGUUCUGACCCCAAGCAGCUGGAGAGGACCGGGACGGUCCGGGAGAUCGGCUCUCAGGCGGUGUGGUCUCUGUCUUCCUGUAAACCAGGUUUUGGUGUGGACCAGCUGAGAGAUGAUAACUUGGAGACAUACUGGCAGUCUGAUGGAUCCCAGCCACACCUAGUCAACAUCCAGUUUAGGAGAAAGACUACAGUGAAGAUGUUGUGUAUGUAUGCAGACUACAAGUCAGACGAGAGCUACACCCCCAGUAAGAUCUCUGUCAGAGUCGGAAACAACUUCCACAACCUGCAGGAGAUCAGACAGUUAGAGAUGGUAGAGCCUAGUGGUUGGAUCCACAUCCCCCUUCUGGACACAGUCAACAACCCCAUCAGGACGUUCAUGAUCCAGAUAGCUGUGUUAGCCAACCACCAGAACGGCAGAGACACGCACAUGAGACAGAUCAAGGUGUAUACCCCCGUCGAGGAGAGCUCCAUCGGCAAGUUCCCAAGAUGCACCACGGUCGACUUCAUGAUGUACCGCACCAUCAGAUGACACUGAGGGGUUCCGGGGUUCUGGGUGGAACUUCUCAGGGUUCCGACUAGAACUUUCCAGAGUUCCGGGUGGGAACCCUUAAGUGUACAGUGUUGACAAAUAAGGGAAUUGGAAUGUUGAGUUUUUAAAUUGAAAUAUUAUUCUAAUUUUCAAGUUAACCUGAAAUCCUUUUCAUUUAGUUUACAUGGAGCCCUUACAUGGCACCCUAUUCUCUAUAUAUAGUGCGCUACUUUAGACCGGGACCCCUACGGGUGUUCCUUUGGACCCUUGUCAAAUGUAGUGCACUAUAUAGGGAAUAGGUUGCCGUUUGGGCAGCAAUCUGUGUUAUUGAUGUUGUUAAUUCCAUAUUAGUCUGACGGUCUCUCUUUCGGUUGGUGUCUGAUGUAAAGAUGAUUUGAAGACUUCAAUGAGACCAUGUUAAGGGUCGUGGUUUGAGGCCUCCAAAAAACACAUGUUUACUACCCGUGUGACUAGACCUGCUGUCUGUACUGACUAGGAAUGAAUGUCAAAUGUAUGUUUCUCUCUCUGUCUGUUGUUGAAUUAAAUGUGUUUUGAGUUUGA